Cynoglossus semilaevis (tongue sole) is the source of this 1813-nucleotide messenger RNA. RefSeq names its product Rab acceptor 1 (prenylated) (gene rabac1). The record is from RefSeq and is a predicted model, not a curated record. Bases 149 to 772 code for a protein of 207 amino acids. NCBI's taxonomy places the organism in Eukaryota, Metazoa, Chordata, Actinopteri, Pleuronectiformes, Cynoglossidae. The transcript is spliced from 6 exons. Gene Ontology annotation, cellular component: Golgi apparatus.
CUACCACCAGUCAAUAGGUGGCAGUGUUUCGCGUUCCGCCCGUUAGUCCAGGGAGUAGGAAGUAAAGUAAGAGCCACAUCACAUCCGUGAGUCAGAGGGACAACAACACAACUAUCCACCCCAACUUCUAAUCAGCAAAAGUCUUUAAAUGUCAUCGGAACCGUCCAAAGGAGAGAACUGCCUGGUGGACAUGGACAGCAAAGCUGGAGAGAUGUUUGGAUCUGAAGACGUCCUGUUGACUCGGACAGGAGGAGGAGGAUUCCUGUCAAAGAUCUGGCUCCCUAAAGGCCUGUCCGUCACGGCGGCUAAGGAGUGGGUGGACCGACGCCGUAUGUCCAUCCGACCCUGGGCCACGUUCGUAGACCAGCGCAAGUUUUCAAAACCCCGCAACUUUGGAGAGAUGUGUCAGAGAGUGGUGAAAAACGUGGAAACGUACAACAGCAACUACACCUUCAUCUUCCUCGGCCUCAUCCUCUACUGCAUCAUUAGCUCUCCUAUGCUGCUCAUCGCCUUGGCUGUGUUUGUCGGUGCCUUUUACAUCAUUCACCUCAAAUCGCUGGAGUCAAAGUUGGUCAUUAUGGGUAAGGAGCUCACUGUCCCUCAUCAGUUGAGUCUGGCUGGAGCUCUGUCUCUGCCUGUGUUCUGGUUGGCUGGAGCUGGAGCUGCGGUCUUCUGGGUCCUGGGAGCGACGCUGUUUGUGAUUGGCUCUCACGCUGCGUUCCGUGAGCUGGAACCGUCCGAGCUGGAGGAGCUGCUGAUGGAGCCGGUGUAGGAGGAGUCCGGUCCCACGCCGGACCAGACGACCUGAGGAGCGCCUCCUCCGUCUUCUCCUCAGCUCUGUGUGGACCUCCUCCUCCUCCUCCUCCGUCUGAUUCAGUGCAUCAAGAAGCUCCUCAUCUAUGAAGUAAUUGUUACUGAAACACAGUUGACGUACACAUAGUAAUCAAAAAUGCAAAUACAAAUACUUUUCAUUGGUAAUGGGUAAGUGUACACAGUAGUACUGUGUACUCGUAGUACAAGCCUUUCUCUACAUGUCAAUCAACAUGUUGCUUCCUGUGACAUCAUCUUAUGUCACUGCUACAUUUGUUAGAGGUUUUAGUGAAACCGCCUUCCUUGUAUAAAGUUGCAUCUUUCUGUAAAAAAAAAAACCUGCUGCCAAAACAAAAGUUUUACUUCAAGACCACGUGCCGUUUACUGCUCCAGUCCAAGGAUUUUAAAGGUGGAAUGAGUGGGAAUUUGGUCAAGUGUCAAGUGUCCACCACAAAAACAGGUCAAAUGAACUGGUCCACUAGUUGGCAGCAAAGCUCCAAUUCAACGCAACACGAUACUUUUCUGUAAAAACACAAUUUAUUGUCAACAUUCCUGCCCAGAAUAUUACUGCAGUACCUAAAGACUGGGCUGUGACCUAAUGAGGACUGGGCCCCGGCCCCAGCCCCGCCCCACACACAUUUCACCCAAUAAUAUCCUGAACACAAGAGUGAGACGUGCAGACAGGGGGCAGCAUCACAGAACCAACAUGUCCAAGAAACUGACACCAUUUGAAGGACUUUUCUACAUAAUCAUAAUCUUUAAAAACCAAAUCAAAUAUUACUGUAUUCAGUAUGUGGACUACACAACGUUGGUGGGUAAAAGUACUUCAUCUUAAAGGGCCAGUAUUUCUGUUUGUUGUUGGGAUCACAUGGUACUGGGUACAGUUUCAGCUGGGCUUCUUUCAACAUUCAGAAAUUAAAUAUUUACUUGUUUACAUUUUCAUUUAAGGUGUUUGUUUUUGUAUCCAAACAACUUUGUAAGUGCAAUAAAGUUCUACUGUCAA